Molecule: messenger RNA, 867 nt
Organism: Daucus carota subsp. sativus
Lineage: Eukaryota; Viridiplantae; Streptophyta; Magnoliopsida; Apiales; Apiaceae
Product: glycine-rich RNA-binding protein 2, mitochondrial
Exons: 5
Coding region: 164-565 (133 amino acids)
Cellular component (GO): mitochondrion
Molecular function (GO): RNA binding
Source: RefSeq, a predicted model, not a curated record
AUAUAAAAAUUGUUUAUUUUUCUUUUUAUCUCAAACGAAAAAUUAGAAGCCUAGAACCGAGUCAACUGACAAGAACUGAAAGUCUUAAACCCUAUCUGUACUUCUCCAAACUAUCCUUAAACCCCUUGUCUCCGUUUCUCUUAAUUCUCAGUACAACACUACGAUGGCAUUUUACAACAAAGUUGGAAGCAUCGCGAGGCAGUCUAAUGCUCACAUUUCUUCUGUGCCGUCCAUGCUGAAUGCUAUUCGUGCCAUGUCAUCCUCAAAGCUCUUCAUUGGAGGUCUUUCUUUUCAAAUCAAUGAGCAGUGCUUGAGGGAUGCAUUUUCCAGUUUUGGGGAUGUUGAUGAGGCCAAAAUUAUCACGGACAGGGACAGUGGGAGGUCUAAGGGCUUCGGAUUUGUGACCUUUGCCGAUAGUGAGUCUGCCUCCUCAGCAGUGUCGGCCAUGGAUGGACAACCUCUGAAUGGUCGUAACAUCCGCGUGAGCUUUGCAAAUGAUAAACCGCGCAAUACUUUUGGCGACAACAGUGGUGGUGGUGGUGGAUAUGGUAAUGCAGGAUUCUAAGACACCUUUAAUUAUUGGAGAAUUGCCAAUAUGGACAGAAACUAUUCCCAAUUUCAAUUUGAGUACCUGUUUGCUGAUUCCAAACCAAUUUUUGAUACUUAUAGUGUGUGUGACUUGAUCUGAGUUCCGAUAUUCUGGAAAAAAUGUGACGACCCAGUUUUGAUUUGAUCUUUGUAAGUCUGGCACUUUUAUAGAUUUCAUUUCAAUGAGUAAAUUGCAAGAGAUAUAUAAUACCAGUAUGUGUAUUUUUUUUUGUGACAAGAAUGUGUAUGUUAUCUAAAUAUUAGUUUUAUAUCGUCGCA